Molecule: messenger RNA, 3778 nt
Organism: Diospyros lotus (date-plum)
Lineage: Eukaryota; Viridiplantae; Streptophyta; Magnoliopsida; Ericales; Ebenaceae
Product: disease resistance protein RPV1-like
Exons: 4
Coding region: 77-3661 (1194 amino acids)
Biological process (GO): signal transduction; defense response
Molecular function (GO): ADP binding; ATP hydrolysis activity
Source: RefSeq, a predicted model, not a curated record
UCGGCCUCUGUUGCUUGGCAUAGACGAAGCAGCCAGUUUGUUUUCCAUAGUCCACAAGACCUCACGGACUUCCACCAUGUUUUAUAUAUCUCUUUUUGGCCUCUGUUGCUUCGCAUUGGCCUCUGUUGCUUGGCAUAGACGAAGAAGCCAGUUUGUUUUCACCAGUACCCAAUUGCAGCAGGACAGAGCUUCUCUCCCUUCUGGGUUUAGUUCCUGGAAAUAUGACGUCUUUUUGAGCUUUAGAGGCACAGACACCCGCAACGGCUUCGUCGAUCAUCUCUAUUCGGCUCUGCAUCAGAAGGUCAUUUUCACGUUCAAGGAUGACCAGAGACUUGAGAAAGGUGACUCGAUUUCUCUGACGCUCCUGAAAGCCAUCGAAGAGUCGAGGUUUGCUGUGGUUGUUUUCUCCGAGAACUACGCUUCUUCCAAGUGGUGCUUGGAGGAACUCGUUAAGAUCCUCGAGUGCCAGAAGAAGAGGGCACUCACCGUUUUACCAGUAUUUUAUAAAGUAGAUCCCUCGGAUUUACGGAAACAAAGAGGGAGCGUUGGAGAAGCAUUCGCCCAACACAAGCGAUAUUCCAGCGAAGAGAAGGUGCAGAGAUGGAGGAAUGCUCUAACGGAAGCAGCCAACAGUUCUGGGUGGCAUUCAGAAAUAUACGGGCCUGAAGCAAAACUUGUCCAAGACAUUUCCAUUGAUAUUCUAAAUAGAUUGGGAUAUAAUGGUUCAAGCGUUCUUAAAGAUGUUGUUGGAUUGCAUCCUCGUAUAGCAGAAGUGAUGUCACUAUUAGAAAUGGGGUUGGAUUUGGAUGAUCCACGUAUAAUAGGGAUAUGUGGAAUGGGUGGUAUAGGAAAGACUACUAUUGCCAAGGCUGUCUAUCACCAAAUUCGUUCUCAAUUUGUUGGUAGCUGCUACCUUGCAAAUGUCAGAGAAACUUGUGAGAAACAUGGUUUGGAGUCAUUGCAAAAAUCUCUUCUUGUUGAUAUCCGCUCAGUCUCAAACAGUGAUAUAAAAAUAAGAGAUAUUGAUUGGCCUGGGUCAAUAAGGAACGCGGUAGGGAAUAUGAGGGUUCUUGUAGUCUUGGAUGAUGUAGACCAUUCAGAUCAGCUGGAUGCCCUCAUUGGUACACUUGAUUCGUUUGGUCCACAAAGCAGAAUUAUAAUAACGACCAGAAACAGUCAUUUACUUGCCAGAUAUGGUCCAAGAAGUCAUGUCUACAAUGUUGAGGGACUAAAUUAUGAGGAAGCUUCUAAGCUAUUUUGUUGUAAAGCAUUUUGGAACAACCAGCCAACGCCAGGUUUUGAGGAUCUCAUAAAAAGUGCAGUUUAUUACGCCGAUGGAGUUCCACUGGCUCUUAAAGUUUUGGGCUGUUUUCUAAUUGGCAGAGAGGUAAACGAAUGGCAGAGUGCAAUCCGUAGAUUGAGACAAGAGCCUAAUCCAGAUAUUCAGAAAGUGCUCAAAUUAAGCUAUGACGGAUUGGGGCGUGAGGAGAAGAAAAUUUUCCUCGACAUUGCCUGCUUCUUUAAAUGGUAUAGGAUGGAGUACUCCACAGUUGUGAAUAUGCUAGAUGCUUGUGGUUUCCACGCAGAUAUUGGAAUAAGUGUUCUUAAAGACAGGGCACUUGUAACGAUAAGAGGCAAUACGAUAGGUAUGCAUGAUUUGAUACAAGAAAUGGGAUGGCAUAUUGUUAAUGAAGAAUCCCCAGAGGAGCCCGGUGGAAGAAGCAGGUUGUGGAAGUACGAAGACAUCUACCACACACUCACAAAAAAAACCGGGACAAAAGCAGUGGAAACCAUCGUUUUGGAUUCUCAUGGAACUAAAGAGAUAUCCUUGAGUCCUGAUGCGUUUUCAGAGAUGAGCAAAUUGCGACUGCUCAAGCUUAGUAAUGUUCAGCUUCCUAAUGGUCUCGACUACCUCUCCAAUGAUUUACGCCUUGUUGAUUGGCAUGGAUACCCUUUAAAAUACCUGCCAUCAAAUUUUCAACCGGAUUGCCUUGUCACAGUAAACCUGUCGCAUAGCUGCUUGAAACUUUGGAAUGGAAGAACGGGAGCAAAUCUUAAGGAAUUGAUUCUUGAAGGUUGUACGAAUUUGGUUGAGAUCUCAUCCAUUGAAGCCAUUAAAAGGCUUAAGGUCUUAAAUUUGAGGGGCUGGAAAAAUCUUAAGGUUCUUCCAAGUGGCAUUUGUGGGUUGAAACUUCUUAAAAGUUUGAAUGUUUCUGGCUGCUCAAAACUUAGCACGUUGCCCGAGAACCUAGGAGGAUUGGAGAGAUUGGAAUUUAUUAGUCUGGACGAUUGCAAAGAACUUACAAGUCUUCCAAGUGGCAUUUGUGGGUUGAAAUUUCUCCUAAGGUUGAGUGUUUCUGGCUGCUCAAAACUUAGCAAGUUGCCCGAGAACCUAGGAGAAUUGGAGAGUUUGCGGUAUCUUGUAGCUGAUUUUACCGCUAUUAAGCAACCACCAUCCUCGAUUAUGCACCUGAAGAAGCUUGAGUAUUUGUCAUUUACGGGAUGCAAGGGACCACUGUUCUCAUCAUUUUUUAUUCAGAAAGAACCCAUGGGUUUUGAGCUACCUGCUCUAUCAGGAGGCUUGCGCUCUUUGGGGUGGCUAGAUAUUAGUGACUGCAACUUCUCAGAAGGAUUUCUCCCAGAUGACCUAGGCUCCUUAUCCUCGUUGAAAUUUUUAUACCUUAGUGGUGCCAACAUUAUUAGUUUGCCAACAAGCAUCAGAGAUCUUUACGAGCUUAACUAUCUUUAUUUGAGGAAUUGCAAAAAGCUUAAAACGUUGCCCUUUCUCCCGCCAAAUAUCAAAGAGAUUUAUGCAAGUGGAUGCACAUCAUUAGAAACAUUGACGGAAUCGGCUAUAUUCCCUAGACUGCUUUUCACAGCCACCUUUACUAAUUGUGAUACACUAUUAAAGAAAAUGCCUAGCCUCCUCCUUGAACUUCUCAGAAAUAUUCUUAAGGUCCAUCUCUCUCUCUCUCUCUCUCUCUCUCUCUCUCCUUUCUUUAUUUGUUGUAACAGAAUUUACAGAGUUUUGUUGAUUGUCUCUCUCUAUCUCUCUCGUCUUUAUUUGUUGCAACAGAAUAAGGAAGAAAGCCAUAAGGAAAAAAGCUAUCGGGAAGAAAACUAUAUUGUUGUUCCUGGAGGAGAGAUUCCAGAAGGCUUCAUGUAUCAAAAUAAUAUGGGGCAUUAUGUUGGAAUCCAGGUGAUGCCAGAUUGGUAUGAAAGGCUCAGGGGUAUUUUUGUAUGUGCUGUUUUUGAAGCAACGGCUCCAUCAAUUGAUGCCAAACCCUAUAUUGCGGAAUGUUACGUGAUGUGGAAUGAUGUUGUAGUCUAUUCCACGGAAAUCUACAUUGGCAGCGUUCAAUUUCAGUCCGAUCACUUAUUUUUGCAUUACAUUUCAGGAUAUGAUUGGGUGGGUGAAAUUAGGAGGAGGGCGGAGGAGGUGAAUGAUUUGAAAAAGAAUGAGAUCAUCUUUUAUUUUACAAGUAGUUGUCCUGAAAUAAUUGACAUAGGUGGGCUGAUUUGUAAAUUGAUUGCCCCAGUGAAAUGCGCUGUAGAUAUGGUAUAUGAGAAAUGGCCAGAUCAUCCACAUUUAACUAUCCAACAAAGCGACUAUGAUUACAAGGAAUACACAAGAGAACAAUCGAAUCCUAAGAGAAUGUGAGGUUCGGACUGAUGGAUGGUUGGUCUUUGGUCGCCGCCUCGUUGUCAUUGGUCAGAUGAUUUAUUGAUUUUGUAAAUCUAUUAUUUAUAUAUAGUAAAUUGAUUUUUAUUAUUAUUA